Molecule: messenger RNA, 946 nt
Organism: Peromyscus leucopus (white-footed mouse)
Lineage: Eukaryota; Metazoa; Chordata; Mammalia; Rodentia; Cricetidae
Gene: Necap2
Product: NECAP endocytosis associated 2
Exons: 8
Coding region: 46-834 (262 amino acids)
Biological process (GO): endocytosis
Cellular component (GO): membrane; clathrin vesicle coat
Source: RefSeq, a predicted model, not a curated record
GGGCGGGGAAGGAGCCGGAAGUCGGGUGCGCUCUGGCGGUCGGAGAUGGAGGAGAGCGAAUACGAGUCGGUUCUCUGUGUCAAGCCAGAGGUCCAUGUCUACCGCAUCCCGCCGCGGGCGACCAACCGUGGCUACAGGGCCUCAGAAUGGCAGCUGGACCAGCCAUCGUGGAGUGGCCGGCUGCGGAUCACUGCAAAAGGGAAGGUGGCCUACAUCAAGCUGGAGGACAGGACCUCAGGGGAGCUCUUCGCACAGGCCCCAGUGGACCAGUUUCCCGGCACAGCUGUGGAGAGCGUCACUGACUCCAGCAGGUACUUCGUUGUCCGCAUUGAAGAUGGAAAUGGGCGACAUGCUUUUAUUGGGAUUGGCUUUGGGGACCGAGGGGACGCCUUUGACUUCAAUGUGGCAUUACAAGACCAUUUUAAGUGGGUGAAACAGCAGUGUGAGUUUGCAAAACAAGCCCAGAACCCAGAUGAAGGCCCCCGAUUGGACCUGGGCUUCAAGGAGGGACAGACCAUCAAGAUCAACAUCGCAAACAUGAGAAAGAAGGAAGGAGCAGCUGGGACGUCAAGAACCAGGCCUGCCAGCACAGGAGGGCUGAGCCUGCUUCCCCCGCCUCCAGGGGGCAAGACCUCCAUCCUCGUCCCUCCCUCUGGGGAGCAGUUGUCUGUCGGGGGAUCUCCAGCCCAGCCCGCAGUUGUUCCUGCUUCAGAACCCUGGCCACAGUCUAAGCCUGCUGCCGCUGCCACUGCUGAUGUCUGGGGCGACUUCACCAAAUCCACAGGGCCACCGUCCAGCCAGUCUCAGCCUGGCACCGGCUGGGUCCAGUUUUGAUGCACAACUUUUUCUUCAUGACUUCCGGGAAGGAGCUGCCUCAUCCAGGCCCACAGAAGGAGGCAAAGCGCUCUCUAGCUGGCCCCUGGAACAUCACUGUCCUCUCCUUGCC